Molecule: messenger RNA, 1135 nt
Organism: Lindgomyces ingoldianus
Lineage: Eukaryota; Fungi; Ascomycota; Dothideomycetes; Pleosporales; Lindgomycetaceae
Exons: 3
Coding region: 434-1135 (233 amino acids)
Source: RefSeq, a predicted model, not a curated record
AACUGCUUCACCGAUUGGCAUGGAAAGCAGCAGAAAAGAAACAUCCAUCCCUAAAACGCAUACUGGACUAUCAUAGCGCAUCUACCUUUGGAAAGCUACGCUAGCCCUCAACGUCAAAGCCAGCCUGCCUUGUCCAGCUCGGACACCGCGGGGUUUGGGACACCUUCACACUAAGCCGUUCCAACACAGCGGAAGGAGUUGGAACACACUCCUCACCCUGCCAUGCAGGGGUCUCGAAUAUAACACACGGGCCGUUAUGGAGUCUUAAGUGUACAUUCUUCUCCCAACCAAGGUUCGCAAGAUCUGCCGCACGGUCACGGAUGAUCGACAGGAACGUGAGCACGGGCCUCUUUUAGAUGAGAUGGAUCUGGGGUUCCUCGAAGGUUUAAUCGGACGACUGACAUGGAGGACUGGGAACAGUAUCACUGACUAGAUGACCACAAGAGAGGACCCGAAUCAGCUACGUGGUGGGGCAGAGAGACAAAUUUGGAGGGAAAUGCAUGGGUCACAUCGAAUCUCAAACAUGGAUCGUUUCUCUACUUCCCCUUCCGCAACCCCGCGAACUAACGCCCUUGAACAACGCCACACUGUCCCGCCUUCCCUUGUUGCUCAUUCACCAUCGCCGACACGUAUUCUCCUUAAGCUGGGAACCCCUGCCCGGUUCCGCUGGCGCUAUGCUCUAAUGCAAGCCUUCAGACCAAAACUUGCGCUAUCGAUCUCCUCCCAGGGUAGUUCUUUCUGUACCUGGAUGCGGGGAAUGCAGAAGUUGACAAGUCGGACUAGAUGGAGAGAGUCUGGAUGGACGCAUCACUUUCUCAAGGCCUUCCUUUUAUGGAUCUGGAUGGAGCAUGUGAUGGUUUGUAUGCAUAGAUUGCUGGACUGGGAGGCUGUCACGGAGAGCAAUCGAGACGAAGAUCCUAGGAACUACCUGCGUGAUGGAGUGAAGUGUGGCGAGGGGUAUGUGUCUUGUAGGCAGACCGGUCCUGACUGCGCAGACCUAGCCUCAAGAUACUCACUCGUUUCAUUUCCAGAAAGAAUCAUCGUGGAGAACGAGGAUUUCCCAGUGAGUUGGUUGUCUAUUUGUAAUUGCAUGUUUCCUUCUCGACAAUCCCAAACGCCGGUUGUCGCACUUUAA